AUGUCACCACAGUCAACAACUUAUUGGAUACAAAACUUUAGCUCUCAGUCAGGGCAAGUCAUCAACUUUGAGAAAAGUUCAAUAUACUUCAGCAAGAAAACCAAACCAGAGGUUGCAGAUACAAUAAAGCAAAUGCUAGGAGUCAAAAGCAUGAACUCUAAAGAGAAGUACUUAGGUUCUCCAUUAAUCAUUGGACACUCAAAACAAGAAGCAUUCAAAAGUAUUAAGAAAAAUUUUGAAAGCAGAUUCAACACAUGGUCAUCUAUUUCUCUUUCACAGGCAGCAAUUGAAAGAAAAUUCUUUUGGGGCCAUCAUUCUAGCAAGGGUCAUAAUCCAACAGCAUGGCUGAACAUAUGUAGACCAACUGAAUUGGGUGGUCUUGCUUUCAGGGACCUGGAAAAGCUGAAUUUGGCACUCCUCACUAAAUUGGCCUGGAGAAUUUGUAGUGAGUCUGACAGUCUAUUGGAAAGAACUCUUUCCAGCAAAUACUUUAAAAAUGAAGACUUACUUCAUCAACCUGUCACAGCUAAAAAUUGUUCUUAUGUUUGGAAUGGAAUCUCAAAGGGUCUAGAGAUUGUGAAGCAAAACUUCUUUAUGGAAAUUAAUAAUGGGAGGAAAACAAAAAUCUGGAGAGACAGAUGGAUUCCUGGUAUGCUUCAUCCUCCCUCACCUCAAAAUGAUCACUGUAGGUUUUAUGAAACAAUUCUCCCUGAAUCAUCUCAAUGGAAUAAUCAACUAAUUGAUUUCUUAUUUGAUGUUGACACUGCUCUUAAAAUCCAAGCUCUCUUUAUAGAUAUUAAUAAGGAAGAUAACAUGAUUUGGAUGCCUGCUAAAGAUGGAGUCUUUUCUGUUAAAGGCACUUACAAACUGCUGUCUUACAAUGAUAGAGAAGUGCAGGUGGAUGGAAGAAUAAUAGAUAGAAAAGUAUGGAAAACACUCUGGAAAUGCAAAGCUGCACAAAGUAUUAAACUCUUUGCAUGGAAAUGCAUAAGAGGGAUUCAUUCUUCUAAGUACAAGAUAGCAAUGUACAACAGUAGUCUUGAAGUAAAUUGCGACAUUUGUGGCUACAAUGAAGAAACUAUAGAACAUAUCCUUCUUGAAUGUAGACAUGGCAGAGCAGUCUGGAGGGGUAUCAACAUCAACAUAGAUUCGGUCAGAGAAAAUUGUAGUACUGUAUCAGAAUGGGGAGUUACUCUUAACCCUUUUACUUCAUUACGCAAAAUUCAUUAUCAUCUUGCUUCUCAUAUGCAUGAAUCUUAUGCUACUGCGUUAACAAGUUCUCAGACUUUUAGAUGGAAACCUCCUUUAGAAAACAUAUUGAAAUUUAAUGUAGAUGGAUCUUUUGAUGAAGAUACUAACCAAUUUGGUACUGGCAUUGUGCUGCGAAUUUCUACAGGUCAAUGCAUUGGCACAAAAGGAACCUAUGGAAAUGGAGCACUAAGUCCGGAGGCUGUUGAGUGUUUGGCUAUUCAUGAGGCGCUGUUAUGGGCAAAGAGUUUGAAUCAUACAAGCAUUCAGAUAGAGGCAGAUGCAAAGCUCGUGAUACAAUCCAUCAAUGGUCAUUCACUUCUCAUCCAGUGGGAAAAUAGGAAUCUAAUAAAAGAGAUAAAAUAUUUAAGCUCUUCUUUCAUUUUAUGCACUUUUGAUUAUGUAUGUCGAAAUGACAAUCAAGUAGCAAAUGCUAUUGCUAGAACAACUAGAUAG
Papaver somniferum (opium poppy) is the source of this 1704-nucleotide messenger RNA. RefSeq lists its product as uncharacterized. The transcript is spliced from 3 exons. The record is from RefSeq and is a predicted model, not a curated record. The coding region runs from base 1 to 1704 and encodes 567 amino acids. Lineage: Eukaryota; Viridiplantae; Streptophyta; Magnoliopsida; Ranunculales; Papaveraceae. Gene Ontology annotation, molecular function: nucleic acid binding; RNA-DNA hybrid ribonuclease activity.